AUGAAGUGGGCAUCUUCCCUCUCAGGCUUGUUGAGCCUCGUGACCUUAGUCUCUGCCCAAGCGGACUCGGGGACGUUUGACGAUGCCGAGACAGGCAUCACGUUCCAGUCCUUCACGAACGAAGUAGAUGUCACAUAUCGACUAGCCCUCCCCGCCGAUGCCAGUGCCGAUAAACCGUACGAUGUCAUCCUUCAGGUCGUAGCCCCCAUCGAAAUGGGAUGGGUUGGCUGGGCCUGGGGCGGCACUAUGACCUAUAAUCCUCUAACAGUGGUCUGGGUCAACGGAGAGGAAGUGGUCCACUCGUCGCGACAGGCGCUUGGCUACUAUACUCCGAUAGAAUACGAGGACGCCAAGUACACGGUGCUCAAAGGCACGGGAGUCAACGCCACUCACUUCAAGUUCACGGCUCUUUGUGCGGGCUGUGCGAGCUGGCCUGACUUCGACGGCAACCCGAUGACGCUGGACGGGGCUGGACUAGCCGCUUUCGCCUACGCAUUUUCAAAGACGCCCGUCGAAGAGCCUGCGAGCAGUGGAACGCAGUUUAGCAUCCACGAUUCGGUCGGGCACUGGUACCACGACCUGGGGGCGGCGCGAUCGGACAAGUUCGGGUCAUGGGCCAAGCUUGCUUUUGAUCCUCGGCCUCGCCAUGUCAUGGCGCCUUCACGCAAAUCCAAGCCUGCCCGACCAGCACCGCCAUCGAGAACGCUUGUCCUGGAUAACGGCGCCUAUACCAUCAAAGCAGGCUUUGUGUCGGCCGACGGCGCCGUCGACAACCCUCGUGCCAUCCCCAACUCAAUUGUCCGCGACCGCCAUGGCAAGAUUUAUGUCGCCUCCGAGCUUGCCCAGUGCGCCGACUUUAGCGAGGCCGUGUUCCGCCGACCCGUCGAGAAGGGCUUCAUCGUGAACUGGGAAGCCCAGAAGGAAAUCUGGGAGCGCGAGUUCUUCGACGACAAUUCCCUCCAGCCAUGCGAUCCCUCCGAGACCCGCCUGCUACUGUCCGAACCCUCCAACUCGCUGCCCGUGCUGCAGGCCAACUGCGAUCAAAUGGUCUUUGAAGAAUUCGGCUUCGCUAGUUACUAUCGCGCCUUGAGCGCUUCCUUGAACGCCUACCACAAUAUUCAAGCCAUCUUCCCGACUCAGCUUGUUCUGCUCAUCGAUAGCGGACAUUCCCACACCACCGUCACCCCCGUUUUCCAAGGCAAGCCCAUUCACCCUGCCGUCCGGAGACUCGACGUCGGCGGAAAACUGCUCACCAACUACCUGGCCCGCGUCCUAUCCCUCCGACACUAUGAUAUGCGCAACGAGGCUCAUAUCGUCAACGAGAUGAAGGAGGCCGCUUGCUAUGUGUCCCUCGACUUCAAAGGGGAUUUGGAGCGUUCGUGGAAAGGCACCCGCGGAGAGCGCCGUGAACCUUACCUCAGCGGUGGCGGGAUAGCCAAGGACUACGUUCUCCCUGACUUCCAUACGAGAUCGCAAGGCGUGGUACGCGACUAUGACCCAGCCCAGGCGUCGCGCGCGAAACGGGUCGCCGUGGGCGAGUCCAGUGAGGACGUCCUCACGCUCCGCAACGAGCGAUUCACCAUUCCCGAGAUCCUGUUCAACCCCUCCGACAUCGGCAUGCGCCAACCGGGCAUACCGGAGUUGGUCCUCGAGUCCUUGAGAUGUUUGCCCGUUGGGCUAUGGCCUGGUCUUCUUGCCAACAUACUGGUCGUGGGCGGCAAUUCGCUCCUCGAGGGUUUCACCAAGAGAUUGCAUGAGGAGAUCACGAAACUCGUGCCUGAUAGCUGUAUUGUCCGUGUCAUGCGCCCGCCUAACCCUGUUACGAACACGUGGCUGGGCGGCGCCAACUUGGUCAGAUAUGGCCACCUGGACUCGCUUGCUGUCACUAAGCUCGAGUACGAAGAGCACGGGAGCGCCUGGUUGACCCGCAAAUUCUCGGCAGGUCUCGGCCCUUGA
This is a messenger RNA of Xylaria bambusicola, 1956 nucleotides long. RefSeq names its product actin-domain-containing protein. The coding region runs from base 1 to 1956 and encodes 651 amino acids. Gene Ontology annotation, cellular component: Swr1 complex. The transcript is spliced from 6 exons. NCBI's taxonomy places the organism in Eukaryota, Fungi, Ascomycota, Sordariomycetes, Xylariales, Xylariaceae. Gene Ontology annotation, molecular function: nucleosome binding. The record is from RefSeq and is a predicted model, not a curated record.